This is a messenger RNA of Chara braunii, 893 nucleotides long. The record is from the annotation of a GenBank genome assembly. NCBI's taxonomy places the organism in Eukaryota, Viridiplantae, Streptophyta, Charophyceae, Charales, Characeae.
GCAGGGAGCCCCCCAGCCACGGUACAACCUGCGGUGUUGGCGCUGCGCUUGCCCGACGGAGGAAAGGUGACGCCAUGUUCUCUAAGUUGGCAGCCUGCUCGAUGGCGGCGGGCACGCCCGCGUUCUCCCCAAGCGGGAGGGAUGUCUACCUGCUCGGGGGAAGUGAUGAGCCGGCGGCGCCGUAUCUGGGCUUCGUUGCGGCUACCGCCAUGAGGACCCCUCUGCCUCAACCCCUGAACGUGCCAGCUAUGGUGUCGUUCAUUGCUGCACCCAAAGAAGGGAAAGGCAAAGACCUGACUCUAGCCCAGUCCUUCCUUGUCGACUUGUUAGCUGGUGGUGUAUCUGGUGGAAUUUCGAAGACUGUCGUGGCGCCUAUCGAGCGCGCGGAGCGCCAAUUCACGGGCCUGGGGAAUUGCAUCUCCACCAUUUACAAGAGUGAUGGUUUCAAGGGACUGUACCAAGGAUUCGGUGUGUCGGUGCAGGGUAUCAUUGUGUACCGCGCGGCGUUUUUUGGAGGCUUCGACACGACAAAGAGCGUUUUCCUGACGGAUCCAAAGAACGCGCCAGUGUGGCAGAAGUGGGCUAUCGCCCAGACUGUCACAGCUGGUGCCGGCAUAGUGUCUUAUCCGUUUGAUACUGUUCGCCGACGGCUUAUGAUGCAGUGCGAGCAAAUGUACUCCGGUACGCUCGACUGCUGGAGAAAGAUCAUGAGCAACGAGGGGCCGAAGGCUUUCUUCAAGGGAGCGUGGUCGAAUGUCAUUCGUGGCGCGGGUGGGGCGCUCGUGCUUGUUCUUUAUGACGAGAUUCAAAAGUCGGUUAAGGGCUAGGAAGUGGAAACACACACCCUGGGAAGGGGGUGGAACACAUGGCGGAAGAGGGGCGUAAGAAGACCG